AUGGAAGGUAUGGACAAUGUUUCCGGACACGCAGCCCGUAAAAAUAAUGACGGUGAUAAGCUAAUCAAGAUAGCUUUCAGUGAUGAUGAUGAUAAUGCCAAUGAAGAAGAUAAUGUUAUCGGUAACAAUAGUGGUGAUAAUAAUAAUUUUGGAACUAUUGUCAUUAAUUCUGAUCAUGACGAGUCUGAAGAAGAUGAUAAAACCAAAAUUAACAAGUAUUCAAACCUUCAAGAUGAAGAAG
This is a messenger RNA of Cinara cedri, 241 nucleotides long. The record is from the annotation of a GenBank genome assembly. Lineage: Eukaryota; Metazoa; Arthropoda; Insecta; Hemiptera; Aphididae.